Alosa sapidissima (American shad) is the source of this 3996-nucleotide messenger RNA. RefSeq names its product ankyrin repeat and zinc finger peptidyl tRNA hydrolase 1 (gene ankzf1). NCBI's taxonomy places the organism in Eukaryota, Metazoa, Chordata, Actinopteri, Clupeiformes, Clupeidae. The record is from RefSeq and is a predicted model, not a curated record. Gene Ontology annotation, molecular function: protein binding.
GCUCAAGUUGUCAUAAGUUAUUGACAAAAACAGCUGCAUUGUCGCACUUAUCCUUAACAGAAGAGCAGUGCAGCAAUGCGUAGUCUUAGAAUAUAUUUUUUAUGACGAUGGAUAAGCCAAAGAUAAGCACUUUUUAAAACGUUCAAAGUACUACUAUGAUGAUCCAUUAUUAAAAGUAGAAAUGAAUGAAACAGCUGUCACGCUCAAGAUCAAAUAAGAAUACGCCACGUCACGAAAAGCGACGAGUGGACGCAAUUACAUGAGCGCGUCAGCUUGCUUGACCACAGUUGAAAUUUUGGAGCUGACAGACCCCGCUAUCAACCCUCAGGUAUUGCUCUUCUGUUGACGAGGCUAAAUGAUGUCGGCUCCAGAGACGCACUCUGUGUUCGAUGCCACCCAGGACCUGGUUCUGAUGGGGGGCCUGAGGGAGAUCACUGAUCCCCACGCCCAGGGCCUGGGCCAGCACACAGAGACCAGUGCAGGCCGCAGAGAGUCUCCCCCUGGCUGCGAGGAGGUGAAUGGCGCCGGUGCGAGGCAGGCGAGUCCUGAGGGCGAGCAGAGCGGACUCACGGCUGUCAGAGAGGCCCGAGACGGCUCGCUGCCGGAGGUGUCGGACAGAAUGCUCUGCUCCACCUGCCAGUCGCCCUUCGACAGCCGGGAGGAGCAGACAGAGCACUACAAACUGGACUGGCACAGGUUCAACCUGAGGCUGAGGCUGGCCGGCAGGCCCCCCGUCACAGCGGAGGAGUUUGAGAGAAAAACGGGGACAGGUGACAUGUCCAGCAUCUCUGGCUCAGAUUCGGACUCUGACUCGGACUCUGACAGCGAUCAGGGUUUACGUGGAGACAGGGUGACCCCUGCGGGGUCGUGCAGCCCGGUGGAGACGGAGGCACCCGUGGGUCGUGCAUCCAGUAAGGUUGUGUUCCAGAACGCCCAGGGCCAGUUCCUAAGUGUGCAGCGCUGUAUUCUACAGGGCAAGAGGACUGUGGAAGGUGAGGAUGUGGAUCUGAUGACGUCUUUGCUGGCCUUGAGCAGUAAGAGUGUGUGGGUCAUCCUCAUGACUGGAGGAGGACACUUUGCCGGGGCAGUGUUCCGGGGGAAAGAGCUCCUGCAGCACAAGACGUUCCACCGCUACACGGUCAGAGCCAAACGCGGUACCGCUCAGGGCCUUCGAGACUCGCAGAACCGGAGCCACGCCCCUAAAUCAGCAGGCUCCACUCUCAGGAGGUAUAACGAAGCCGCCCUGGUGAAGGACAUCCAGGAGCUGCUGGAGAGCUGGGCGUCUCUGCUGCAGGAGGCGGGGGCCAUCUUCCUGCGGGCGCCCAGCUACAACAAGAGCAUGUUCUUCGGGGGCCGGACCCCGCCGCUGGACAAGAGGGACCCCCGUGUCCGCACGCUGCCCUUCGCCACGCGCCGCGCCACCUUCAGGGAGGUGCAGCGCGUCCACGACCUACUGGCCACACUCCACGUCUACGGUGGCGACGCUGAGCUCUCCAACAUCUUCACUCCCUCUAAGAAGGCGUGGAAGAGGAAGGCCAGAGCGGCAGCUGCCAUGACUACGGGCACAGAGACCACGGGUGAGCAGGUGAAGCCUCAGGGUGAGGAGGAAGAGGAGGAUGAGGAGUGCGGAGUGGAGCUGCGGACAGUGGAGGUCACGCUGGACACACUGGACCUGCGGGAGCACGAGCUCUACCCCGCCAGGAGGAGGCCCCGACGCCGCAGGAAGGACAAGCAGCCCAAACACAGAGCAGACACGCAGCAGAGCAGGGACACAGAGGGCAGCAGGUUGAGCCCUAAUGAGCAGGUAGAGGAGGGUGAUGAAGAGGAGGAAGAGGAGGCAGCCGCUCCCUCAGAGCCGUCAGACGAGCAGAAGAACAGCAAGGGCCGCGGCAAGAGGAAAAACAGGAGGGCGAAGGACAAACCACAGAAUGAACACAGACACACACAACCACAGGACGAUGAAGCACUGGAGGGUUGGGACUACAGCCUGAGGGACGCUCUGUUCACGGCGUGUAAGACGGGUGACCUUCAGUCCCUACACGCACUCCUGCAACUUCCUCCUCCGCUGGACGAGGAGGACCAAGAAGAGGAGGACGACGAGAGCAGGACAAGGGACGAUCAAUCAAAGGUCACAACGGCACUGACCUUUCUAAACCAACCCAUCGACCAAUCAGGGUUUACUCUGUUGCACGUGGCGUCAGCGGCUGGUCAGAAGGCCGUGGCCACACUGCUGAUGGACAUCGGAUGUGACCCAGCCUGCAAAGAUAAGAAAGGCCAGACCCCGUACAUAGUGGCCCCUGAGAAGGACACAAGGAACAUGUUUCGCAAAUAUAUGGGAGACCAUCCGGACAAGUAUGACUACACUAAAGCACAGGUGCCAGGGCCUCUGACGGCCGAGAUCGAGGCCAAGAAGGCUGAGAAGAAGAAGGCCCUGAAGAUGGCCAAGAAACAGCGAGAGAAAGAACAGAGGGAGGUGAAGAGAAAAGAAGAGAUGGAGAAAGAGGAGAAGAAGCGUUUUGCGUCCCUGAGCGAUCGAGAGAAGCGGGCGUUGGCAGCGGAGAAGCGGCUGGCAGAGCAGAUGGCCUCCACUGGUGCCCCCAUCAGCAACGUCAAGCGGUGCUGGAUGUGUGGGGAGUCUCUGCAGGGCAAGGUGCCCUUCCAGUACCUGGACUUCUCCUUCUGCUCCCCGUGCUGCGUCCAGGCGCACCGCAAAGCCAACAACCCCACAGGGAAGCCAUGACCUUUAACCUCCUGACCUCUGACCCCUCACCUAACCAAUGACUCUCAAACUGAGUCACAGAAGUGAUAUGAUCCUGUACGCUCUACAACUGGAUGAAUCUCAAGAGUCCUCUGGACUGGAGACAUCUCUGUGAGUGAGUGAGUGAGUCUUUUAAUAAAGGAGCAGACUGAACUGCCACUCUUAAUCCAGCACAUUUCACAGAUACCUGUAGGACUGCCAUAAACUCCUUCUCCACCUCUCCAGUCAUCUUGGUCACACUCAGUUGACCCGGUCCUGUCUACUGGCCGCCCUCAUGUCUCCUGUGCUGACGUCAACAGCCUUCCAACCAGCUCACCUACAGACACUUAAACACCUUCAACAGCCUUCUGUCUGUGAAUACGCUCACCGCCGCUACAGCAGGACUGAUGAUGGUCAUCCUCAUCCUCCAGCUGCCAGGACUGACUGCAGACCCAGUGAAGACUUUAAAAAAACAGACAAUCCAGAGUGUCAGGUCCUACACUAUCACGUGCCGACCACUAUGACGUUCAGAUACUGUCUGGACAGAUACCAGCUGUAGUUUGCAUGUUUGUGUGUAUUGCUAAGCCUCAAUGUCUUAACUUUUUCCUGACGUCUCAGGUCUGUCGUGUCAUUGUCAUAUUUUAUUGAAAUGAACAGUUUCACACAGAAAGGAACUUAUUCAAAAAUCGGUUUAAUUCUAUCUCAAAUGAACAACAUAUUUACAAAAUCUUGUAUAUGAAAUGAGGAGAAGCACAGCAAACAUCAUGUUCAUGAUCACAACAGUUGAACAGCAGAGUUCCAGAACGAUGACACUUCCUGUAUCUCAGUGAGAGUUCCUGGCACAUCAGCCUGACGUGUGUCUCCAUACCUCACCAUACUCCUUACAAUUUGGUGUUGUCCAUUUGUAUAUUUCCCAGCCAGGGUCUCUUUCAACCACAAUGUUGAGACACGGUGAUAAGACUCCGUGGUGGUUGUUGAGAUGUAUAGUGCCACAUAACAUGAAUCAACCAGUGACUUACGGUUUACCUCUGAGGGGUCUCUCAUAAAGCAGCCUUGGUCAAUCCCAGCGUGUACACGCUUAAGAGCGUCCUCUAGUCUGGGGUGCCCACAGAUGCUGCUUUGAGAGAUAAACCCCCUUGGUCUUUUACAAUGUUUACAUGAAUUGUAUAAAGCUGCUUGAAAUGUGUCUGGAUGGAUUUGCUACAGAGAGAUGAAAAAAUAACCAAAAAUAAAUUAAUUAUUGAGCGCAGAAUCCUCAA